Messenger RNA from Perognathus longimembris pacificus (Pacific pocket mouse), 1361 nucleotides. It is a transcript of the gene Brms1, whose product is annotated as BRMS1 transcriptional repressor and anoikis regulator. Gene Ontology annotation, cellular component: Sin3-type complex. The record is from RefSeq and is a predicted model, not a curated record. Gene Ontology annotation, biological process: negative regulation of transcription by RNA polymerase II. Gene Ontology annotation, molecular function: histone deacetylase binding. The transcript has 10 exons. Lineage: Eukaryota; Metazoa; Chordata; Mammalia; Rodentia; Heteromyidae. The coding region runs from base 162 to 1049 and encodes 295 amino acids.
CCCAGCGCUCGAGGGUGCGCCUUCCCGCCCCUCCCCCCCGGGGGUCGGCACGACCCUCAGCCAUGGCGCGCCCCUGUUGGUACCUGGCGUAAGGAGGAGAGGUUGUCGCUGAAACACACCCAGAGUCACCUGUAGGAGAGAGGUGCUUCUGGAAGACCCCCAUGCCCGCCCAGCCUCCAGGCAAAGAGCCUGAAGAGAUGGAAGCCGAGGGCGACUCAGCCGCCGAGAUGAACGGGGAGGAGGAUGAGAGCGAGGAGGAGCGAAGCGGCAGCCAGACUGAGUCGGAGGAGGAAAGUUCAGAGAUGGACGAGGAGGACUACGAACGGCGCCGCUGCGAGUGUGUCAGCGAGAUGCUAGACCUGGAGAAGCAGUUCUCAGAGCUGAAGGAGAAGUUGUUCAGGGAACGGCUGAGCCAGCUGCGCUUGCGGCUGGAGGAAGUAGGGGCUGAAAGAGCCCCAGAAUACACAGAACCUCUUGGGGGCCUGCAGCGGAGCCUCAAGAUCCGUAUUCAGGUGGCAGGCAUCUACAAGGGCUUCUGUCUAGAUGUGAUCAGGAAUAAGUAUGAGUGUGAGUUGCAGGGAGCCAAACAGCACCUGGAGAGCGAGAAGCUGCUGCUCUACGACACCCUGCAGGGGGAGCUGCAGGAGCGGAUCCAGAGGCUGGAGGAGGACCGCCAGAGCCUGGACAUCAGCUCUGAGUGGUGGGAUGACAAGCUGCAUGCCGGAGGCAGCUCCAAGUCCUGGGACUCGCUACCGCCCAGCAAGAGGAAGAAGGCGCCUCUCGUUUCCGGAGAUCGACAUUCUGGAGGACUGGACUGCCAUCAAGAAGGCCAGGGCAGCCGUGUCCCCUCAGAAGAGAAAAGCAGAUGGACCAUGAUCCUGCUCUUGGAGUGGCUGGCACCACACUGGGACUCACACUUUCCUGCAGAAAGGUGGGGGCUUCCCAGCAAGCUCUCCAGUAUGGCUGCUGGGUGCCCCCCCCAUCCUUCCUUGGCCUGGGCCCCUCCUCUGCACUCAUCAGUUCCGGCACACCUGUGGCCCCCGAGCUGACCUAGCCAAGCAAGACUCUCCACCCCUGACCAGCCCACCACCUCCCCCUCCUGAAGAUGAGCCUCUUUGCCCCCCAUCUCCCCACAGAGAAGAUGGGCCUUGUCCUAAGCCCCAGCUUCAACCCUCCUCCCAACCUUGGAUCCUGUCACCCCAGCUGCUGGGCCACAAAGCUGCGUCCCAUUUUGGGGGACCUCAGGGCCAGAAAUGAUAUAUUGGAGGCGUGUCUGCCCUGGCUGGAGGUGGCGGCCUCACUCCCUAGGUUUCCUCAGGGCCCUUCCUGGCGUCCGCCUCCUGAAUUCUGAGGACUGGAAU